AUGAUGGACAGUCCUCUGCAUGACACCCUCACUACUGAUGAUGACAAUAAGGCUUGUUCAGAGCUGCCAACUCCCAAAUGCUCAGAUAUCUUCCGAAUUACUCGCGCUGAGCCUUGGGCGAUCAACACACGCAACUGGUGGUUAUUCUCAUCUGAGCCUAAGCUGUGUUUUCAACUGAACCAAAGCUCUUCCUGGAAAGGUGGUUCUUUGUUCCCGAUAUACAACAUCUGGAGCCCCGCAUACUUCGGGAUCUUGCUACCGCUGCCAGAUGUAAAAACUUAUAAGCUGAGCUGCAAUGACCUUCUUGUCUCUAGUUACGAAGACGACACAAGAUUUCUCAAGAGUAGAGAUAUUAGGCCAAUUCCUUUCGAUUUGACGACCGUCGUCGGUGGUAUUGAUGUCGACUAUCCCUCAUUCCUGUGUUGUAAAUGUUGUGUUCGAUAUCGAGGAUGGGUCACCUUGGGGAGUAGCGAACGCUGGCGAUUCGAUGAAACCUGGAAUUCCUACUACCAGUUCCAGCGCGUGCGUGAGCGAUUGCAUGACCGGGACUUCCCUAAGGCUUGGAAUACGACGCUUCUAUGGGAGUGCUAUCGUGACUGGAAGCCGGAAUAUGGCAAGGCCCCGGCGGGCCUGCCAUUUGCCAUGGAUAAGGACACGCGCCUCUGUCGGAUCAACCCACUGCAGUACCAGGCAAGGCACUGGAACACUUCUACGCUUGUGGCUCCCGUUAUUGCUAUUAUGAAUCCAGAUGGUAUUAUCUUUAUUGAUGGGUUGAAGGAGGCUACCGAGAUUGAGACUGCCAAUCUUCGGGAUUUGAUUCUAAUGACAGGCCUCGCGAUUGCGAAGUUCGAACGUCCGGUGUGGGAUAAGUGA
Penicillium lagena is the source of this 873-nucleotide messenger RNA. RefSeq lists its product as uncharacterized. The coding region runs from base 1 to 873 and encodes 290 amino acids. The record is from RefSeq and is a predicted model, not a curated record. The transcript has 2 exons. NCBI's taxonomy places the organism in Eukaryota, Fungi, Ascomycota, Eurotiomycetes, Eurotiales, Aspergillaceae.